UGUCUAGUAAAAUACAUUCGAUUCCAUUUAAUGUGCUGUAAGUUACAUAGAGGAAGGGAGAGGAAGGUUGCAUUGAAAUUUAAAAUUAGCUUCUUUUGACAACAAUUAAUCGAGCCACAAAUGCCAAAUCGCGCGUUUAACAUAAUGCCAACGAUUAAAUUUAGCAUGCACUGCGAGACAAUGGCCGGUGUGGUUCUGACAACGGCCAAGACAAAUACAAAACAGACGCAUAGCUUAACAUAUUCAAAAAACUCAGAUCACGCAGAAUACGCUGACCACGAAAAGGACGUCCUGCGUCAUAUGUGCGAGCAAUGCGGAUAUAGGACUCGUAUACUUGGAAAUUUAAAGGUGCAUAAGCGACGUCAUACUGGCGAAAAACCUUUCCGUUGUGACAUAUGCAAUGCAUCAUUCGUGGCACGAUACCAACUAACCACUCACUUUGAACGCCACAUGGACACCGAUCAGCGACGCAAUCGCUACAUGUGCCGAGAAUGUAAUGUUGGAUUUCUUAGUGCGCGCGCUCUUUAUCACCAUAAGCCGUUGCAUGCUCAAGUGAAGCAAUAUAAGUGUGGCAUAUGUGAGAAGUCCUACGCGCAGGCAGCUGGAUAUGCGCAACACAAGCGUUGGCAUCGCCAACGUAACGAGCGUGGAACGGCCACAACCAAUUUCAAAAUGCCUGACACAAUUAAAACAAAUUUAAAUUAGCCCGCGUCCACGUUUUUCAACACUGCGUGAUUUCGAUGACAUUGUUAUUGUUAUUAAAUUCGUGUUAUCGAUGCAUUGUUUUGGUACUUGCCUGGGAGAGUGUUAAUUUGUUUAUGUUUGUUUUUAUGGCAAAUGUGAAAA
This is a messenger RNA of Drosophila hydei, 846 nucleotides long. RefSeq names its product zinc finger protein 675. Gene Ontology annotation, biological process: regulation of transcription by RNA polymerase II. The coding region runs from base 121 to 705 and encodes 194 amino acids. The record is from RefSeq and is a predicted model, not a curated record. NCBI's taxonomy places the organism in Eukaryota, Metazoa, Arthropoda, Insecta, Diptera, Drosophilidae. Gene Ontology annotation, cellular component: nucleus. Gene Ontology annotation, molecular function: DNA-binding transcription factor activity, RNA polymerase II-specific; RNA polymerase II transcription regulatory region sequence-specific DNA binding. The transcript is spliced from 2 exons.